AUGGCAAGCCGUAGAAGAGGCGACAGUUUUGAAAGUCACAAAAAGAAAGUUUUAUGUGUGGGAAAUAUCUGCCUUGAUUUUGUCAACGUUGCACGAGAAUAUCCAGAGGAGGAUUCUGAUCAAAGAGGGUUGGACUACUACUGGCAGAGGGGAGGCAAUGCCAGCAACAGUUGCACAGUUCUGUCUUUAUUAUCUGUCCCUUGUGAGUGUCUGGGAGUCAUGGGAAGCCAUGGAACUGAGGCCAGCUGGAUCCAGGAAGACUUUGCUAAAUGUGGAAUUGAGACAUCUCACUGUUUGAUGAAACCAGUGCAGCCAUCUGUUUCAACAGUUGUGAUCAGCCAAGCUACAGGCAGCAGAACUAUAUUCCAUUACCCCAGAGACCGCCCAGAGCUAACAUAUAAUGAGUUUCAUCAGAUUUUUCACGGAGACUUCACUCAUUAUUCCUGGAUUCAUUUUGAGGCAGGGAGAUCAGUUGAUUAUGUCUCCCACAUGAUUGAUGAUGUUGUUGCAUUCAACAACAAACACAGUCUACCACAAGCCUCAGAUGGCCAGAGACUGAGUGUUGUACUAUCCGUGGAGAUUGAAAAGCCAGAACUAAAAAAUCCAGAGUUGGUGAUGGACAAAGCUGACAUUGUCUUCAUCAGCAAGGAUGUUGCAAAGUGCAAAGGUUUUUCUGAGGCAGUUAAGGCUGUUGAAGGUCUCUACCGCUUCUGUAAAAAUGAUGCUGUCCUCAUAUGUGCAUGGGGUGAUUCUGGUGCAGCAGCUCGCUACAGGGACAUUACUCUAACAGCUCCAGCGUUAGCUGACAUCAAGGUUGUGGACACCCUGGGUGCCGGCGACACGUUCGUGGCAGGGUUUGUUAGUAGUCUCUGGAAACAUGGCUGGACAGCUACAGACAGAGCUAGCAGGGAUGCUGACAACAUUACCAGAGAUGCUGACAGUAGUGGCAGUGAUGUAGAUACCAGUAUUAUCACAAACGCUCUUCAGUACGCCUGUCACUUAGCAGGCUUGAAGUGUACAAUAUAUGGUUACCAGGGUUUGAAACAGCUUGUUUCUAGUAGUGUGUGA
Candidula unifasciata is the source of this 1068-nucleotide messenger RNA. The record is from the annotation of a GenBank genome assembly. Lineage: Eukaryota; Metazoa; Mollusca; Gastropoda; Stylommatophora; Geomitridae.